This is a messenger RNA of Plasmodium reichenowi, 4752 nucleotides long. RefSeq names its product AP-3 complex subunit delta, putative. The record is from RefSeq and is a predicted model, not a curated record. Gene Ontology annotation, biological process: Golgi to vacuole transport; protein targeting to vacuole. Bases 1 to 4752 code for a protein of 1583 amino acids. Gene Ontology annotation, cellular component: AP-3 adaptor complex; endosome membrane. Lineage: Eukaryota; Apicomplexa; Aconoidasida; Haemosporida; Plasmodiidae. The transcript has 3 exons.
AUGGAUAAUAGUUUUGUUGAAUUAAUAAAAGAUAUAAAAAAAGAUGACAGCAUUAAUAAUUUGGAAAAGAAUUAUCAAAAGUGUGUUAGAUAUUUGAAGGAUUUGGAUAAGAGGAAAUCAAAUGAUAAGUUGUUUUUAAUGAAUUCAGUUGUUAAAGAGAAAUCUUUAGUAUUAUUGAAAUUAUUAUACUUACAAAUGUUUGGAAGAAAAAUUGAUAAGGAACAUAAUUUUUCUGUAAUUCAAUUAUUAACAUGUAAUAAAUAUUUUUUAAAAAGGCGUGGUUUUUUUUUUUUGAAUAGUAUUAGUGAUAAUGACGAUAUAAUUUUUUUAUCUAUAAAUUUAUUUAAGAAGGAAUUAUAUAAAGAUUCUAUAAGUUCUAUAGAACAAAAUGUAAAAAGUACAGUAUUGAGUUCUUUGUCCAAUAUGGGUACAAAGAUAAUAAAAGAAAAUAUUAAUAUAUUUAACAAUAUGAACACAAACAACACAAUCAACACAAUCAACACAAAUAAUAUGAAUAGUAUGAAUAGUAUGAAUAGCAUAAACAGUUUCCAUGCUAAUAAUUCUGUUGAACCUUGUAAUGAAAAAAAUAAAAAAAAUAAUUUCACUGGCCUCCUUCAAGAUAUUAAUACUUACAAUGGUCACAAAGUUUUUAAUACAUUUUUAAUAUUAAAUAGUAUUAGUAAUAUAUGUACCGAUAUGAUGAGUAGUAAUUUGUACAAUGAUAUAUUUUUCCUUUUAAAUAAUUCAAAUGUAUAUAUUAGGAAGAAAACUAUUUUAUGUUUUUAUAAAUUAGUAAUAUCAAAUUUAAGCAUUUUACAUACUUUUUUUGAUUUGUUAAAAAAAAAUUUUAUUUCACUCUAUAAUAAUGAAAACACAUCCUAUGAAAAAUUACCUUCGGACAAAGUUGAUUACACAUUCAGAAAUAACACUUGUUUGUGUUGUUUAAUAAUUAAUGUGCUCGCGGAAAUAUUUUCAUAUCUGGAGAGAAGGCAAAUGAAAUAUCACAACUCACCUAUUAGAAACAAUCAAUAUAGGGAAAGAGAUCUUAAUUUGGUGGGAACGAAUAAAAAAAAAAACGAUGAACAAGUUUGUGUUAAUAAUAAAAGUGAUUAUUGUGAUAAUACGAAUUAUUAUAAUAGUAUGCUUAAGAAUAAUGAGAAAAUCUCUCACGAGGUUGCAGCACAAAAGGGUGAGGAAAUUAGUUUCGAAAAUGAUAAUAUUAAUAAUAAUAAUGAUACAUAUGGUUAUAUUUAUGGUGAUACCUGUUGUAAUAAUAAUUUUUAUAAUGAUGAACAUGAUAUUUCUAAUUAUUUAAAGAAAUUUUUAUCCUUUGUUCCAUUUAUUUAUAACAUACUGAAUGAAAGGUUAAGCAUUAUAGAUAAUUGGAAGCUAAUUAAAUUCAUUAAAUUUAUUAAUAAAUUAGUAAGAUAUGAAUACAGAAUAUAUAAAAAGUUCCUACCCAUAAUUAUUCAUAUCUUCUUUACAAACAAAGCAAAGAGUGUUAUUUUUGAAUGCUACGAUUUUAUACUUUUUAAUUAUAAGAAAAAUUAUAACGUGCAUAUUCCUAAUGUUGAUAGUUAUAUUAAUACAUCUGUGUUAUCUCAGCAUAUAUCUGGUAUGUUUACACAUGUGGGCACAUCCAACGGUAUGAAGAAUGUUGAGGAGGUAAGAUAUAAUGAUAAAAAUAAUCAUAAUGACCAUAGUGUCAACCAUAGUAAUGUUGAUGGUAAUAUCCAAAGAACCAGUAGUUAUAAUAAACACAAUAGGAACAAUCCAGAAAAUGUUGUAUUAUCACAAGAACAUAUAAAUACAUACAAUAUUAUUCAUAAAGAAGAAAACAAUACCAAAGAAAACAAUACUGUUGGAACACCCUUUGAUAAAUUUUUAUUUUAUUGUUUUAAACAAUUAUUAUCAUCUUUUUUUACAGAAGAUACAAAUAUUAUGUACAUGACCAUUAAUUUGUAUAAAUAUCUUUUUAUUAUUCCGGAUAUAUAUGAAUAUUUUACACGGUACAAUUUAUUAAAUGAAUUUUCUAGAAAUAUUUUAAAAAAUUUUUACCACAAAGAUAUAACGAUAAGAAAAAAGUUAUUAUAUAUAUUAUAUUUUUUAUUAAAUGAAAAAAAUUUCGAACAAAUUGUUUAUAGCAUAUUGAUCUAUUUAUAUAAUCAUCACAAUAAUUGUUAUAAUAACGCAGAAUCGAAACCAUUUGAUUAUGCCGAUGAAUAUAUUAAUGUUAUAAUUAAUUAUUGUAUUAAUAAUUUAAAUAAUGUACAAAAUGUAAAUGUCUAUAUUUUUAUAUUAUUUUAUUUAUUAUGUUUAAAAAAUCAUACAAAAGAAUAUGAUAUACUUGAACAUAUACAUAAAAUAAAUACAAAAUUAAAAAUAACACACAUCACAACGAAUUUUUUAAGUUGUAUAUUUAUUAUAACAUAUGCAUUAGGAUUUAUAAAAGACACUCUAGAAAGAAAUCAUUUAUAUGUAAAAAAUAACAAAUUAAAAAUGAACAAAUUAGAAAUGAACAAAUGUAUACAAAAGGAUGAUCAUAAUAUAAAACAUAAAAAUAUGGACACAAAUGGUAAUAUAAAAAUCAAUGAACAUGUAUGUUUUAAUACAAAUAGGUAUUAUGCUUCUUAUAAUAAUAUACAAGUAGGAAACGUUUUUACGAACGUAAUGUGUUGUCCUUCUCUUAAGUUUAAUAAAAACAAGGAAAAUCUUAUAAACAAAUUAGAUAAUCAGGAUGAUAGUUAUUUUCUUGACAUCAUUUCACAUUAUGAAGAAAUAUACGAAUAUAUACUUAUAAACGAUAUUUUUAAUUUAAAAAAAGAAAUAAAAAAUUUCAAUAUAUUAAAUAAAUAUGAUGUAUUUGAAUAUAUUAUUAUUAUUUUAAAAUUAUAUGAUAAAAUAUAUCCUGAUGCAGAGUACAUCGAAUGUGUACGAGAAACAUUACAGAAUGACGAUCCUUUAAAUGUAAAAAGAGAAAUGAAAGAAAAUUAUGAACACGUAAAAGAAAAAUAUGAUGAUAAGAAGAUAGAAAUGGAUAAAGGUGGUGAUAAUAAUAAUUAUAAUGGUAUCGAUAAUUAUAAUGGUAGCCAUAAUUAUGGCGAUAAUUUUAGCGAUAAUCAUAUUAGAACAUGUGAAUAUUUAAAAUGUAACAAAUUAGAUCAUAUAAAAGUAGAAUCAUUUGAAUAUAUAAUAUACUUUAUUACCAUUUAUUUAGAAGAAACUUAUGAUAAAAUAAAAGAAUUUAAAGAUAUGUUUUUUUUAAAACUAUUUUUUUUUACAUUAUAUUUAUUUUUUAUAUCAUAUAAUUCAGCAAAUAUAUUAUGGAAUGUGAUCAAAAUAUUUAUGUUCUUUUUACAGUUUGAGGAAAAUCAUUCUCUUCUACUUUUCUAUUUUUAUCGAUGUUAUACACAUCUCCAUUAUUUAAUAAAGAAAAAAAAUGAUGUAUACAAUUUGGAUAUAUGUAUUUUAUUAAAAAAUAUAUUAUCUUUAUUAUUAAAUACCAAAAAAGAAAAUUAUAAAACCUUUAAUUUCUAUCAUUAUUUUAAUAAUACAAUAAAUAUCCAAGAAAAUGAUAACAAACAUUUGAAUUUAAACCAACCUUUUAAAUAUGAUGAUUCUUUUUUCUUUUUUAAUAACAUAAUAUUACCUAAAGAACAAUCUGGAACAACAAAUAAAAAAAAUAAUAAACCUAUAAAGAAUAUAAAAGAGGAUAUGGAUAAUAAUACGUACCAUAUACAUAGUAUGAAAAAACAAACCAAAAAUAAUAUACAUACAAGUAUAAAAAAUGAACUUGAUAUUUUAAUAAAUAAACAUAAACAAUAUAAAGAAAAAUGGAUUAACACAUUUCCUUUUUAUAUAAUUUAUCAAAAUGAUCAUUUUAAAUUAUAUUUAAAACAUCAAACAGAUAAUAAACAAUUAAUUUUAUAUAUACACUUAAAAAAUGAUACCUUUAUACUCAAUAAUUUCAAUUUAUAUACAUCAUUUAAUUUAAUAAAUUAUAAUAUAUUACAUAAAUAUAAUACUGAUUAUACCAAUUUUAAUGAUGAUGUGCAAAAUUAUUUUUAUAAAUAUAAUAUCACCAUUCAAAAAAAGAUGGAUACUUAUAAUCAUCCUAUUAAUAACAAAAAUUUUAUACAAAUAGAAAAUAUAACUAGGUCUAUUUUUAUAUCUAUAAUAUAUGAUACAUAUAUCUCAGAUAUAAAAUUGUGUUAUGACUAUUUUUUUAAUACUCAAAAUGGGCAAAAUAAAGGGUUACUUAUAAUACCUUAUGUAAAAAUGGAUCCCCUCCAUUUAUCGACGGAAGACUUUAAAAGGGUUAAUAGUAAAAACGUAAUGUUAAGAAAUAUGAACUACGAAAUAACCACCGAGAAAAAUAGCAACAUUUAUAAACUGCUGUUCAAUUAUUUUUUAUUUUUAUCACAAUAUUUGAAUAUAUCUUUUUUUAACAUGAACAAUAUUUUUGUUAAUUUAAAAAAUGAAGUACAAAUGAAUGAAUUAAGAAUUAUUUUUUGUAUAUGCGAAAGUACGAAAAAGAGUUUGAGCACUUUAGAAGAUAACAUUAUCUUAUUAUUAAAUGUGAAACCUCAGAAAAAAGAAGAAAGUAAUAUGUCUUAUAUUUAUAAUAUUUAUUUAAAAAUGAAAAUUUUAAAUAAUUCACAGGAUGAUAGUAACAAGCUUCUUGAUUAUUUCGAGUUUUAUAUCAAACAAUUAUUUUUACAAAAAAUAAUAAAUAUUGACUUUUCAUUCUGA